This is a messenger RNA of Aureococcus anophagefferens, 216 nucleotides long. RefSeq lists its product as hypothetical. NCBI's taxonomy places the organism in Eukaryota, Pelagophyceae, Pelagomonadales, Pelagomonadaceae. The transcript has a single exon. The record is from RefSeq and is a predicted model, not a curated record. The annotation marks the transcript as partial.
GUUCAGGCCAACGAUACCUUGCGCGGCGUCGCCGUCCGUUUUGGCAUGGCACCCGGGGAAGUUCUUCUCCUCAAUAAGCUCAGCGGCUCUUACGUCUAUCCCGGUCAAACCUUGUUUGUCAAAGACCCAGAAAGCCAGGAGGCUGUCAACUACAUCCCCGCCACUGCUCCUGACAAACGCGUACGUCCCAAACUUAAGACACCGAAAACUCAAAAG